AUGGAUUAGGUUGAAGAAUUAAAAUAGCAAGAUCAUUUGGAAUAAUAUAUUAUUGUUGGUGAUAUUGGGGGCACUAAUUUUAGAUUGAGGUUGUCAAGAGAAGUUUUGGUACAAGACAAAGUUCAGUACUAUGAGAGUAUAUAAGAACUUGAGUUUCCAGUUAACAAAAGAUAAUUGAAGCAGGUAUUGAUUGCUCAUGCAGGAUAUCAAAAUGGAAAGUUUUACGGAGUAGGCAGGGAUAAAGGAGAAUCGGUUUAACAUAUUUAAGACCAUUAUGAAACUACAAACGUUAGAUUUUUGAACGAUGCAGAGGGUAUGGCUUAAAGUAUAAUCGCUUAGGAAUAUCUUUCAUCGAAAAAUUAAGGCCUAUUUAUUCAGCUAAAACAUUAGGACACUUUGGAAAUCUCCAAUUAACAUUCCAAAGUGAAAUUUUUAUUCAGCAUGGGAACAGGAUUAGGCACUGCAAUAGUUCUCCCAUACCCAAACGGUAAUCCUUCUAGGAGUUUCGUGAAUUCCUCUGAGGGAUGGGCGAGUUUUUGCUCUGUGAAUGAGCUAGAUGAGAGACAAUAGGCUCUUGGGAAGUAUAUGUUCAACAAAAUGAAAACAAAAAGUUCCUUAAUAAAACUUUGCAAAGGACAAGGAAUAUUCCUAUUGCACUAAUUUAUGAAGACUUAACAUCCAGAGCUUGAUACAACUAUUGAAGAUGCUGUAAAAAAGGCUCUAAAAGCAUAAGCAAAAGCUACCAAUAAGAAAGAAAAGGUAAUAAUCAAUAAAUAGGAAUGCAUUACAUAUGCAGCACUUAAUGACUUAGACCCACUUUGUACUAAGACAAUUGACUUUAUGAUAGAAAUAAUAGCAAUCUGCAUAAGAAAAAUAGCUCUCACUACUCUUCCAAUGGGAGGAAUAUUUAUUGGUGGAGGAGUCUCAAAUUAUCUUAGUAGUCACAUUGAGAAGAGGCAAGAUAUAUUCUGGCAGCAUUUUUUGGGGGAAAUGAAUGAAAACUCAUCCUAAUAGCAGCAAUAAGCAGACAUGGACGCCUAAUCUUUUCCUAAUCUGAUACUAAGAUAGAUUCCAAUAUACGUUAUGAGAGAAAACCCUACUUUAGACGGUCUAGAAGCAAUGCUUUUAGAAGAAUAGAAAUCUGAUUGA
Molecule: messenger RNA, 1149 nt
Organism: Stylonychia lemnae
Lineage: Eukaryota; Ciliophora; Spirotrichea; Sporadotrichida; Oxytrichidae
Source: the annotation of a GenBank genome assembly